UUUCCCCUUUUGUUUGCAACAGACCCAACCUUGGCAAAGAUAUUCGCCUGGUUUUGGGACUUGGGAUUGCAAACUUUUGCCUGGGCGUGGUAUUAUCUAUGAUUGGACUCCAAGAAGAUUAUAAUAAGCAGUACGAAAUGAUUGCAGUUCUCCUGAUAUCUGUGCUAGAUGCAGUCAUCUGCUUUUAUAUUUUCAGAAGUCUACGUCGGACCACAAAGAAACUACGUGAGAGUGGCAACACGGUCAAACUCUCUCUGUACCAACUCUUCACCGUCGGUCUCGUGGUCUGUAUUGUUGCCAGUUUGAUAUUUGGCACGUGGUUAAUGGCCGUUCAUCGUGGGACUGACUGCGACAAGGCGUGGCAAACCCUGUGGCUGAAUGUCUCCUUCUGGGAAAUUGAAUUUUUUCUUUUGCUGACAUUCAUUGCCGUUCUGUUCCGCCCAACUGCUUUCAAUCAGCACCAUGUUCUCUCCUUCGUGACCAACCGAACCAGGGAGGAGGACCAAAGCAAACAGCCCAUGCUCAAUGAAGCCUUUGAGGGGAUGAAAAUGCGCAACGUGGGUGAUAACGGCAAUCAGGAGAGCCAGAUGAUUGACAAGGAUUACAGAGAUAACGCUGAGGACGAGGAAACGACUCUGUAUGCCAAACUUGCUGACACUGUCUUGGUAGAUAAAGGUGAGGACGAUGAUCUUGGCUACUCCUUAUCCCUCUAGCUGGGUAGAAAAUGGAGAAAGGUCUUUCUUGUCAGAUUAAAUUAUGAAAGAUUCUGUUUUUCAGGUCCUGUUUCGACCCGAACGUGCAAUUUGUGUAAAAGUCGUC
This is a messenger RNA of Patiria miniata (bat star), 819 nucleotides long. RefSeq names its product transmembrane protein 87A-like. Gene Ontology annotation, cellular component: membrane; Golgi apparatus. Bases 99 to 713 code for a protein of 204 amino acids. The record is from RefSeq and is a predicted model, not a curated record. Gene Ontology annotation, biological process: retrograde transport, endosome to Golgi. The transcript is spliced from 6 exons. Lineage: Eukaryota; Metazoa; Echinodermata; Asteroidea; Valvatida; Asterinidae.